Anisakis simplex (herring worm) is the source of this 618-nucleotide messenger RNA. NCBI's taxonomy places the organism in Eukaryota, Metazoa, Nematoda, Chromadorea, Rhabditida, Anisakidae. The record is from the annotation of a GenBank genome assembly.
AUGGCGAGGCGUGCGGGCCCUAUUAACCGACGACAAAUCGCCGAAAUCGAGCGAACGGGAAUAAUUCCCGAUCAACUAACUGACGCGUUUUGUCGCGUCAUUAACGUCCUACUAAUCGUGCACCCACUAACCUCCGGUGCACCGGCUAAGGUAUUCGGACGACCGGGCGAACAAGUUUUGGAGGCCGCCGAGUAUCAAGGAACAUACGCCGCAUUGAACAUCCCAGCGGCGACGGCGGCCGUAGAAAGUGCACCGACCCCGAAGAAGACUGCCAGCUGUCUGGCUGCGCCAGGCGAGCCACGCCAUUUAACACCGUGGCCGCCUGGAAAAUACACGUCAGGCGGGCCAAGUGCCACAAAUCUAACAGUAUCAUAUUGCACCUGGUGCGGCCACACCGUCAAGGUGCCCGAAGGCCUCUCUGAGAGGCAACUAACAAUUCGUAUGGAUGCCCACCGCGCCGAGCGGUGUGUCUCGGCACCCAAGCAGACGAUGGCCGCAAGGAAAGACAACGCCGAGCGUCUCCAGGAAUUGGGCCGCGAUUUUUCGCACAUAGCCCUGCCUGGAGCAACCUCGGCGUCGGAGGAGGGUGCCGAGAGGAAGAGAAGGCGAACAAUUUAA